AUCAUCCGUAGUACAAUCUGUUUAUGUUCUCCGCGCAUAGUCGUUUUCAUCCGUUUUAGCUUUCCUUUAGUCCGCGGCUUUUGUCUCUCCGACAUCGACCACUGCUCCUUCCUGAUAUUAGCAUGCCUUCACGCUGGUUUGCCCAAGGCGAGGUCGCCCCUGGUACUACCAUCCAGCUUAGAAAAGCCAAGUGGGUGAUCCACGAGAUAGCUAGUGAGCACUGCUUCCAGCUUAACGAGGACGAUCUGCGAGACAGACAUGACCCCUCCUUCGCCUGUACUCGUCUCAUCUGCGAAGCACGUGGACCGAAUGGGCCUGUUCAGGGUCAUAUGCGUUAUUAUAAGCAGAUUCCCAUUGAAGGAACGGAAGCCGAGCCUCCUAUCAUACGAGCCAAGCAAGCAGAAUCCUUUAGUCCACCGGAACUAGUGUACCUACGCACCUUGACCCAGAAGGGAUUAACCAUCACCCCCCGUCUGCUGGACAGCAAAGAAGACAAGCAGGAUAAUGCUGGCUUUGUUCCCGGUGGAUUCGUCAUUUGGGUUGUGUGGGCAGUGGUACCAGGACUCCAACUGGGUAAUGAUAUCGGCUCUGCACCAUUCUGGGGGUUGAGUCGGAAAGAACGGGAUGCAGUGCGUCAAGCAUUCAAAGACACUAUCAAUAAGCUUGACAACUGGGGACACUAACCUUACCCCGAACAAGCUAAGAACCUUGUUUGGGACUACCACGGGAAGUUUGUAUUAUGUUGGAUUUCUCCUCACCUGCAAGGCUAAUCCACGAGCUUUCUGGUCUCCCGCCAGAUGGGCAGGUUGG
Aspergillus vadensis CBS 113365 is the source of this 810-nucleotide messenger RNA. RefSeq lists its product as uncharacterized. The coding region runs from base 123 to 683 and encodes 186 amino acids. Lineage: Eukaryota; Fungi; Ascomycota; Eurotiomycetes; Eurotiales; Aspergillaceae. The transcript is spliced from 3 exons. The record is from RefSeq and is a predicted model, not a curated record.